CAAAGAGCAACAUGGACUCAAAGACAUGGCUCACACCAGCUUUGGAAAUUCUAAUCUUCUGGACUUUCUUACUACUCUCUAAAGAUCACAGCAGCAGAGCAGCGGUAUUGACCAGCUACAUUGGUCAUAAUACAUCUGUGGGCAAACAGGUCACUCUACAGUGUAACUCUACACAUCUUCAGAAAAUAAAACAAAUAACUUGGCGGAAAGAUGUUUUUCGAAACAGUACACCACUUGUAAACUGCCGCUCAAGCUGCAGUUACGGAGCCAACGUGACAGAAAGAAUAAGAGCGGACCCUGCAGAUCCAGCGAAGCUUCAGAUUAGCGAUGUGCAGCUCUCCGAUGAGGGGGACUAUACUUGUGAAGUAAUAUCAUCUCAGGGCAACUUCAAAACAAUAUGGCAUCUUGAUGUAGAACAAGAAAACAAUGGCCUGGCAAUGGAUAGUGCACAUCAACAUCAUAUUGUUCUGUAUACAUCCCUGGCUGCAAUAGCAAUGUUUUCUGUAUCUUUGGUCAUCUUCUGUACAAGGAAACAAAUGUGUGUAUCAUAUCCAAGUGAUGAAAGGCAUAAGGAGAACGACUGCAGCAGUAACACAAGACAAGAGACCAGCAGUUUUAUUGAAAGAACCAACUCUUUAUAUGAAGGAAUAAUACCGGCUAAAGAAUGUCACAUCUCAGGUGCUUCAAAUGCAUGAAGUGAAGAACAGUUAUUGGGAAAACUCUCUUGUUUCUGCACAGGCAGCUAAGAUCUUCAACCUGGUGAGAAUGGGAUUCGAAGCAUACAGUACUUGCAUGACUCACACAGCAGUGUUUUUACAAAGUAACUGCAGACCCCAGAGUCAAUUUCCUGAAGUCAAGUCUCUAUACAAUAUAGAAUAUUAGUUGUGUUUUUUUAUUGAAGUUGUUACUUUUAUCACAAGG
Messenger RNA from Acipenser ruthenus (sterlet), 921 nucleotides. Its product is annotated as cell surface glycoprotein CD200 receptor 1-like. Bases 12 to 695 code for a protein of 227 amino acids. Gene Ontology annotation, cellular component: external side of plasma membrane. The transcript is spliced from 5 exons. The record is from RefSeq and is a predicted model, not a curated record. Gene Ontology annotation, biological process: regulation of neuroinflammatory response. Gene Ontology annotation, molecular function: signaling receptor activity. Lineage: Eukaryota; Metazoa; Chordata; Actinopteri; Acipenseriformes; Acipenseridae.